AUGCAAAGCUUCCUCACUCCCACUACAGAGAUCAAGACCGAGGACGACCUCUUCGGCCCCGGCGCCCAGCCCGGCACCGUCCCCACCGACCUCGAGCAGGCCACUGGUCUCGAGCGUCUCGAGAUCCUCGGAAAGAUGGAGGGCGUCGACGUCUUCGACAUGCGCCCCCUCGACUCUAGCCGCAAGGGAACCUUGGACGACCCCAUCCUGGUGCGCUCCGCCGGCGACGAGCAGCUUGCCGGCUGCACCGGCUACCCUGCCGACUCCCACGGCGUCAUCUGGCUCGGCCUUUCCAAGGAGCGCCCUGUCGAGCGAUGCCCCGAGUGCGGCAGCGUCUACAAGAUGGACUACGUCGGCCCCCAGGACGAUCACCACCACCACCACCCCCCGGAGAUCGCCGAGCCCAAGACCUUUGCCGACUUCGUCAAGCCCGAGUACCGUUACCGAUAA
This is a messenger RNA of Trichoderma reesei QM6a, 450 nucleotides long. RefSeq lists its product as uncharacterized. The record is from RefSeq and is a predicted model, not a curated record. The coding region runs from base 1 to 450 and encodes 149 amino acids. The transcript has 2 exons. Gene Ontology annotation, cellular component: mitochondrial envelope. NCBI's taxonomy places the organism in Eukaryota, Fungi, Ascomycota, Sordariomycetes, Hypocreales, Hypocreaceae. Gene Ontology annotation, biological process: mitochondrial electron transport, cytochrome c to oxygen.